Colias croceus (clouded yellow) is the source of this 1548-nucleotide messenger RNA. Its product is annotated as inactive hydroxysteroid dehydrogenase-like protein 1. The coding region runs from base 56 to 1009 and encodes 317 amino acids. Lineage: Eukaryota; Metazoa; Arthropoda; Insecta; Lepidoptera; Pieridae. Gene Ontology annotation, cellular component: endoplasmic reticulum. The transcript is spliced from 6 exons. Gene Ontology annotation, molecular function: oxidoreductase activity. The record is from RefSeq and is a predicted model, not a curated record.
GAGUCGCCGCGUCAGUAUGUUGUGCGCUUUAUUGUAGUGAAUUUAUAUUUUAACCAUGUUUUUGGUAUUUAUAUUAGCAAUUGUAGGCGCACUGGCCGUCGCAUGCAUUUUAAUAGAUUCAUUAAAAAGUGUAGUAGAAUUAUUAAUAUCGUAUUUAACACCGUACUUUAUUCCUGCUGAAGACUUUCCAUUAUGGAAGAAAUAUGGACAUUGGGCUGUGAUAACUGGGAGUACGGAUGGCAUCGGCAAGCACUAUGCUCUGGAGUUGGCGCAGAGGGGAGUAAACAUUGUCCUCAUCAGCAGAAAUCCAGACAAGUUGAGGAGUGUCGCUGGAGAGAUUGAAAAGCUUGGAGUAAAGACGAAAACAAUCGUCGCAGACUUCAGCAAGGGGGAAGAAGUAUACCAGCAUAUAGAAGAAGAAUUGAAAGACAUACCUGUCGGUAUAUUAGUGAACAACGUAGGCUUACAAUACGACUACCCCAUGCCUAUAUGCGAGAUGCCCCUCUCGAAAGCUUCCGAGAUCAUAAACGUCAAUGUUCUGGCCGUGACCGCCAUGACCCGGCUGGUGAUGCCCGGCAUGGUGGCGAGAGGGAAGGGGGCGUUGGUGAACAUCUCCUCAGGGUCGGAGUUGCAGCCACUGCCGCUGAUGGCUGUGUAUGCUGCUAGCAAGGUCUACGUCCGCAACUUUACGCUAGCAGUGCGCAGGGAAUACGCCCCCCUCGGUAUCUACGUGCAGCACGUAUCCCCACUCUUCGUGGCCACCAAGAUGAACGUCUUCUCUCAGCGGCUGCUAGAUGGGAACAGUCUCGUGCCGGACGCGCGCACGUUCGCACGUAGUGCUGUCAACACGCUCGGGAGAGUUAGCGAUACUACUGGCUAUUGGACGCAUGGCAUUCAGUACUUUUUCAUCAAAUGUGCGCCAGAAUGGUUAAGAAUUUACUUCGGGGAGCGAUUAAACAAGGAAUUCCGCCAAGAAUACUUAGAAAAUGCGAAAAUUAAGGCUCAAUAAGGAAGAAAAUAGAACAUUCUAAGUCAAAUAGUCAAUGGGUUUAGGUAUCGCAGUUAUUAGAUUUAAGGUGAUAAAAAUACGUGAAAACAAAUAAAAAGGCAGAAAUAGAAGCAUUUAAGGCUAAUUAAAGUGAAACUUUUAUUACAUCGUCUCAAACUUUUUGGUCUGUGUAGAUAAUUAUCGUACAAAUACGAUAAUUUUUAGUUAAAUGUCUAUAGUGUGAAAAAAAGUUUCACUUUUACCGUGGUUUCAUAAAACCACACAACAUUUUUUUUAAUGCCACACAACGGUAUCCAAAGCAAAGUCAACUGUUUCUUUUACAUGUUCAAAAGAAAUGAGAUACAUACUAAAUAAUUUGGACUAUUUGUCUAUGGAUUUUUUGGAUCCUUGUGAUUACGUAAUAUAGAAAAGGAUAAGGGCGGGAAAAUAUGAAAUUAUUCCAUUUCAAUAUUUUAAAAGCCUUGUAUAUAUAUAUAGUAAACUAGCUUUCCGCCCGCGGCUUCGCCCGCGUUUUCAAAGAAAAACCCGCAUAGUUCCCG